Messenger RNA from Tripterygium wilfordii, 3354 nucleotides. RefSeq names its product CRM-domain containing factor CFM3, chloroplastic/mitochondrial. The transcript is spliced from 10 exons. Gene Ontology annotation, biological process: RNA splicing, via transesterification reactions. The record is from RefSeq and is a predicted model, not a curated record. Lineage: Eukaryota; Viridiplantae; Streptophyta; Magnoliopsida; Celastrales; Celastraceae. Bases 86 to 2851 code for a protein of 921 amino acids. Gene Ontology annotation, molecular function: mRNA binding.
ACUGUAGGAGAUAGAGAUGGAGAAAGUCCAGUGAGGACUUCUACUUGUCUAAAACCGGAGCGUGAAAUAUUUAUCUGUUUCAGCAAUGCCGGCGCUAUUGCGCUCUCACAUUCCCCCGUUGAAUCUCCCACCUGGUUCGUCUUCUCUUUGCCCAAUUGUUCUUCAACGCCAAAUACACAAUCCAUUUAUUUACGGCAGCUUUGCGUCUCCCAAAUUCAGGUUCAGGAUAUCUUGCUCUAAUUGUUCAACCAAUCCGGUUACUGUUGAGACCCCAAAGAAGAAGAAAAGAAAGCCCAGGCCAAGCUUCAUUCAGCAAAUUCGUGAUAAAUGGUCGCUUAAACAGGUUUCGCUGAGAGAGAAAUUCCCGUGGCAGGAAGAAGAAGAAGAGUAUCGCCAACACCACGAUGAAGAAGAAGAAGAAGAGGAGGAGGAGAGGAGAGAUGAAUCUGUUUCUUUUUCAAACACCGAUGCAAACCCUUCAGUGAAUGAUUCGGUGAAUUUUGUUCUACCAGAUAUUGUAGUUUCGGCUCCUUGGACUCAGGGAAUCAGACCCAAAAGGACCCAAUUCAAUUCGGAGCUUGAAAUAUCGCGAAUUAGUGAUGGUGGAAAAGAUACUGUUGAUGGGGUUCGCAGUAGUCACUGUGGCGAAGAAGAUGUAAGUUCUGAUGGUACAGGAACGAGGGCUUUUGUAAGCAAACCUAAAGGUAAAUUUGAAGGAACCCCAAUUGAGUUAUCUAGAGAUAGCAGAAGGGCAAGUGUGUUUCAAGGAUUGUACCGUGUUGGUGCUUCCAAAAAUAAGCUGGUGGGCAAUUAUGGAGAGUGUGAAAACUCUGUGGUCUCCAAAGAAGCAACCCAAGUGGAAUUAUCUGGAGAAGACGAAGAGAUGGCAGUUGGUGGGGACUUAAACAAUAUGGGUUCUUCAGAUGAGCAGCAGUUAGUAGAGAAUGGAAGAUUUGGAAAUUUUGAGGUCUCUAUUGAUGUGAACAAUGGUUCAGUCGACUUACCUUGGAAGGUAGGGGAGAGGGAGCUGGAGAAGCAAGCAGAAGAGAGGAGGAAGAGAAGCAACACCGAAUUGGCUGAGAAAAUAGUCCCCGAACACCAAUUGCAUAGGCUAAGGAACGUGGCAUUAAGGAUGCUUGAGAGGAUACAAGUUGCGGGUGCAGGAAUUACUGAGGAAUUGGUAAACGUUAUUCAUGAGAAGUGGAAGGUGGAUGAAGUAGUGAAGUUGAAGUUUGAAGUGCCUCUUUCAUUUAACAUGAAAAGGACCCAUGAAGUUUUGGAGAGUAGAACUGGAGGUUUGGUGAUUUGGAGAUCUGGCAGUUCUGUUGUGUUAUAUAGGGGGAUGGCCUACAAACUUCCAUGUGUGCAAUCAUAUGUUAGACAAAAUCAAGUGGAUAAGAAUGUGUCCCAACAUUCAAAAGAUACUAAAGUUGAUAUUCUGAGUAAUAAAGCUUUGAAGGAUUCAGUUAGAUCAAUGACGUCAUUCAUACCUGCUUCCACGACGAACCUAAAGGAUUUGUCUAAUGAAGAACUUGUACGUUUGACUGAACUCAACCAUUUGUUAGAUGAGUUGGGUCCAAGAUAUAAGGAUUGGCGUGGCCCUGAGCCAUUUCCCGUUGAUGCAGACUUGCUUCCUGCUUUGGUUCGUGGGUAUAAGCCUCCCUUUAGACUUCUUCCUUAUGGGAUGCAGAAUUGUUUAAGAAACAAGGAUGUGACAAUGUUCCGUAGACUUGCAAGGAGAACGCCCCCUCAUUUUGUCCUAGGAAGGAACAGAGAACUGCAAGGUCUGGCUAAUGCUAUGGUGAAGCUAUGGGAAAAAAGUGUCAUUGCAAAGAUAGCCAUCAAGCAUGGUGUACAGGAUACACGUAAUGAAAGGAUGGCUGAAGAACUCAAGCAAUUGACUGGUGGGACACUUCUUUCAAGAAACAAGGACUAUAUUGUCUUCUACAGGGGUAAUGACUUCUUGCCGCCGGUUGUUACCGAGACACUGAAAGAGAGGCAGAAACUAACUCAUCUCUAUCAAGAUAUGGAAGAGGAAGCUCGAAGAAUGGGCUCAGCCUCUGUUGAAUCCAAUGCCAGAACUUCUAAAGUCCCAUUGGUUGCUGGUACCCUUGCUGAAACCAUUGCCGCAACCUCCCGAUGGGGUCAUCUGCCAAGCAAUAAAAAUGUGGAGGAAAUGAGGAGACAUUCAGCUUGGGGGAAACAAGCUUCAGUGAUAAGAAAACUUGAGGAGAAUCUGGCUCUUGCAAAAGGCAAGUUCAGAAAAGCUGAGAAGGCUCUAGCGAAAGUGCAGGAGAAUCUGAUACCAUCAGAGCUCCCAACUGAUUUGGAAACCAUAAGUGAUGAGGAGAGAUCCUUAUUUCGUAAAAUUGGUCUUAGUAUGAAACCUUAUCUGCCUUUAGGGAAGCGUGGGGUUUAUGAUGGAACCAUUCAGAACAUGCACCUACACUGGAAGUAUCGGGAGGUUGUAAAGAUAAUUGCAAGAGGAAGAAGCUAUCCACAAGUCAAGCAUAUUGCUGUAUCUUUGGAGGCUGAAAGUGGUGGGGUAUUGGUAUCUGUAGAGAGAACUCCAAAAGGGUAUGCGAUUAUUGUUUAUCGUGGGAAGAAUUAUCAGUGCCCUCAUGCCCUAAAGCCUAGGAAUCUACUGACGAAAAGGCAGGCAUUAGCUAGGUCAAUUGAACUCCAGAGACAUGAGGCACUGAAGCACCAUAUUGCAGAUUUAGAAAAGAGAAUUGAGUUGCUGAAGUCUGAAUCAGAAGAAUUGAAGUUGGGCAAGGAGAUUGGCACUGAGAGAACUUUGUUCUCAAAGUCCAAUGAUGCUUUUGUUUCCAAAGAUGACAUUGAAGAGUAAAUACUAGUUUGAGCUUCUGCAUGUGGAGCAAACUUCCAACCAUUUUUGAAUUGAUAUGAAGUGCCACUUUGGAUUGAGGUUCAAUUUGGUUUUGACACUUUCACCUGGGGAAUGGCUCUAUCCAGUCAUGGAUAGAAGUAAGUUAUUAUUUACCUUUAGCACCACAGUUCCUAAUUCAAAUGUCCCUCAAAGUUAUGCUGGUCUUGUAGAGUUUCCUUUUUGGUGAGAACUUUAAUUUAAUAUUAUAUAUAUGGAUUUUGGGUUUCCGAGUAGUUUCUUCUGUCAGGGUGAAAGGGAAGAGGAAUAUCAUGAAACAUUCAGCAGUACAGGUAAAAAUGUUACACGGCUGAGAGUACCUAACUAGGGAUUUACUCUAGUCCAGCUGCUGGGAUGCUUUUUAUGAAGUUCAAAACAAUUGAGCUUAACUCAGCUUGAUGUGAAGUGUAUCCAUGAUUGGCUCCUUCCAUGAUGUGUAAUUUAUGGUUUGGUAUGAUCUUGGAAAA